This is a messenger RNA of Diorhabda carinulata, 2478 nucleotides long. It is a transcript of the gene Mkp, whose product is annotated as probable dual specificity protein phosphatase DDB_G0283417. Lineage: Eukaryota; Metazoa; Arthropoda; Insecta; Coleoptera; Chrysomelidae. Bases 455 to 1027 code for a protein of 190 amino acids. The transcript has a single exon. Gene Ontology annotation, cellular component: cytoplasm. Gene Ontology annotation, molecular function: JUN kinase phosphatase activity. Gene Ontology annotation, biological process: regulation of MAP kinase activity; protein dephosphorylation. The record is from RefSeq and is a predicted model, not a curated record.
UGUCAAGUGUCAAAUUCUGAAACAUAUCACAAAUUAUUUUAUUUAUUGUAAUAAGAAUAGAUAAGCUUCUUAGGCACUUUCUUCUUCAGUUUGUGUUUAAAGCGCAAUUUUGAAGCUCACGAAGCCGAAACAUUUAAGUAUCUGGUGUUUGAGGGGCAAGGGAAAACGCAACCGUGUUUGACGCACAGAUCUCAAAAAUGACAACUUGAAACAUGCGCACGCAUGUGCUCGAUUGGGGGCUCAAAUUGUGCAAUUGGGAAGCAGCUUAUAACUAAACAGAAACGAUGUCAAUACUAAAAAAAUCAUAAAAUGAAUGUACCGUUCAACAAUUGAGAGUAAUUGCAUUCAUAAAAUAUAAUAGUAUUCUACACAAUAUGACUUUGUUACAUUGAAUUAAAUAUUUGGAAGUCGCUUCUAGCUAGAACGUUUUUGUAUUUAGUAACUUUGGUGAACAAUGAGUUUCAGAGAAGCCAUUAAAUCGAAAAAAGGGUCUUUAAAACAUACGGACACUAUAGUUACUACAGUCGAUGGCAAGAUAAUUAAAGAAACUAAAGACAAAUCUGAAAUAAUUGGUGAAUGUGUUGGAUAUAUUGUAGACACUAAACCUGAUAGAAUUCCAGUAAAAAUAAUAAACAAUUUAUAUUUAGGAGCCCAAGAUUGCUGCGAAAAAGAAGUUUUAGACUGUUUUGAUAUUAGAGUUGUGUUAAGUAUAGGAAUUGAACCAUCAGAGAAGUACCGUAGUAUCAUUUAUAAAUAUAUAGAUUGUUUAGAUUUACCAGAAACCGAAUUAAAAAGUACAUUAGAUAUAGCUAUACGAUUUAUAGAUCAACAUAUAGAUUGCAAUCAAAUAUUGGUACACUGUAAUGCAGGUGUGAGUAGAUCUGCAUCUAUUGUAAUCGGUUAUUUAAUCUUAAAAAAGGGAUUUGAUUAUGAAGGGGCUUUACAGUUGUGUAGAAAAGUUAGGAGUUGCGUCAAGCCAAAUAUUGGUUUUGAAAAACAAUUGAAAAUGUUAAGUAAUACCUUAUAAAAAUAAUUGUCUUUCUUUGUUUCUAAGGAAUAUAUUAAGAUUAAGAUUUCUGUGGCCCCUAAAGUUGACUGUGGUCUCUUAUAAGAGCAACCCCUUAUGGUAUGGGAAAAAUAAAGACAAAAUUCUAUCAACCCUAUGUUUUGACAUAUCUAGAGUCAAAACUAGGUAUCCCAAAGUUGGAAAAAAAGAAGAAAACGGAGACCUCAGGUCUUAAACUAUCCAAAAGGUUUCUUUCCUAUUCCACCAAUUGAUCUCAAAAAGCCCUUCCAUUGAACAAUGACGAACUAAAAAAGAGUUAUUUGUAUGCUUACUGCUGAACUAACAUCUGAAGAACAUCGGAUAAACACCCGGCAACUGUUGUCGUUUCGGUAAGGAUCCAAAGGAAACUGCCAAACACCUUUGUGAGUGCAAGGCAAUCCAUAAACCAAGACCAAGGUACCUUUCAUUGAAGCUUUCUAAAGCCUGAGGUGGUAAGCUGCAUAGACAACAGACAGGUAGCUCACUUUAUAUGGUAGUUUUCCUCAGACUGGUGGACACAAUAGAUCAAAGUGUUAGUGAGGGAGAUUCACGACCUUGCGCCCUAGCUCAUCUAAUCUAAUUGCUGCUAAAUCUUUUAACCAAAACCACGUGGAACAGCAAGUCUUUAAUUUGUUACAAAUUAAAAAAUAAAAUAUGAAGAAACUGGCUGUUGAUCUGCAUCAUAAAGGGAUAGUUGUGUUCGUUUGAUAGAUGCCAUAGAGAGAAAAAUGGGCCAACGGCUUUCUUAUCUUGGUGAUAUUCUAAUUGAGGGGGGGAAUGCAAUGACUUUUUUGUUAUCUUAACGUGCAGUGCUAGAAAUCGCAUUUUGAUUGAUCACACCUAAUUUAUCUUGUUGUAUAGAAUUAUAAUAAUAAAACAUAUAAUUAUAAAAACCUUUAUUGUGUAACAAUCAUAUAAAAUAUCUUUAAAAAGUUGGAAUGUAGUUAUAAACAAAACAAUGUGUAAAAAAGUGAGUAUAAAAAAUAUACACAUACAAAUUUAGAUCUAAAAAUAAUGGACUUAUAUUAAUUCAGAUCAUUGUAAAAAGCAUUUUGAAAUUGUAUAAAAAGUUUUGUUCAACAUAUUUACAUUUAUAUUGAAUACUACAAAAAUAUUAGUAGUUCAUAUGUACUUUGAAGGAAAAAAGUCACUAUCAUGAAGAAAAUAGUCUUUUUAUGGUCAUACAUUGAGCUUUUGACUUAAAUGUGAAAGUUCAAUUGACAUAAGAAAAAAAUAAAUAAGUGGUAGGAAGAUAAAUAAAAAAUUGUUCACGCUACAAGAUUACAACACAAAAAAAUGCAAGUGUAAGUCUGUUUAGUUUCUUCAUUUAUAUGGAAAGAAUAAUCGAUUGACGAGAUCAAAAUUUUACAUAAAUGCACCUGAUUAUAUUAAAGUCAUUUUAAUCCAAUACUUUAAUAAAAAAAAUAGAAAAA